AUGAAUAUACUAUGGAUUGUGGCACUAGUGGUCCAGCUGAUCCAUGCCGUUCAUGCUACUGCUACCUGCGCCAUGUAUGGGAACUGUGGCAAGAAGUCAAUUUUUGGAAGCGAAUUACCUUGUCCUGUCCAACCUAGUUUUAAACCGCCUAUACUGUCAGAUGAAACCAGUAAACUUUUGGUUGAAGUUUGUGGGGAAGAGUGGAGAGAGGUUCGUCAGGUUUGCUGUUCUAAAGACCAGGUGUUGGCAUUAAGAGAUAAUUUGCAGAAAGCUCAACCUUUGAUUUCUUCAUGCCCAGCAUGCCUCAAAAACUUUAAUAAUCUAUUCUGUCAUUUUACUUGCGCCUCUAAUCAAGGAACUUUUAUUAAUAUCACCAAGGUGGAAAAGUCAAAUGAAGACAAAACUAUUGUUGCAGAAUUGGACUUUUUCAUGAAUUCGUCUUGGGCGUCUGAAUUCUAUGACUCAUGUAAGAAUAUUAAGUUUUCUGCUACCAACGGUUAUGCGAUGGACUUAAUUGGAGGUGGUGCUAAAAAUUAUAGUGAAUUUCUGAAAUUUUUGGGAGAUGCUAAGCCAAUGCUCGGCGGAUCUCCCUUCCAGAUUAAUUACAAGUAUGAAUUACCUGAAGAAGAAAAUGGAUGGCAAGAAUUUAAUGAUGAAGUUUAUUCAUGUGAUGAUGCUCACUACAAAUGUGCGUGUUCUGAUUGUCAAGAAUCUUGCCCCAGCUUAGAUCCUUUAAAAAAUGAUACAUGUAAGGUUGGUUCUAUCCCAUGUUUUUCCUUUUCUGUUGUGAUCUUUUACACAAUCUGUGCACUUUCUGCAGCUACGUGGUACUGUCUCUAUAAAAAAAAAGAAAAUGGAGCGAUGAUUGUGGAUGAUGAUAUUUUGCCGGAAUCAGGUUCCCUGGAUGAUUCAGAUACAAAUGUGUUCGAGAAUUUCAAUAACGAAAGGAAUUCAUUUAAUCAUAAACUAGCUAGUCGAUUCUCAAAAGUAGCCAAGUUCUCUGUUGAAAAUCCAUGUAAAAUAUUGACAGCCACUGCUUUUAGUAUCUUUGCUUUUGGUUUCAUCAUUUUUCGGUACGGUACUCUAGAAACAGAUCCAAUUAAUUUAUGGGUGAGUAAAAAUUCUGAAAAAUUCAAAGAAAAGGAGUAUUUUGAUAGCAAUUUUGGCCCGUUUUACGGGGUAGAACAAAUAUUUGUUGUUAAUGAAACAGGGCCUGUGUUGUCAUAUGAUACACUUGACUGGUGGUUUGACGUUGAGCAUUACAUUACAGAAGAGUUACUGUCAUCAGAGAGUAUUGGAUAUCAAGAUCUCUGCUUUAGACCUACAGAAGAUUCUACUUGUGUUAUAGAGUCUUUUACACAGUACUUCCAAGGAGUUUUGCCAAAUAAAGAUAGCUGGAAAAGGGAUCUACAGGAAUGUGGCAAAUUUCCUGUAAAUUGCUUACCUACUUUCCAGCAGCCUUUAAAAACUAAUCUUCUCUUCAGCGAUAAUGAUAUGCUUAAGGCGCAUGCCUUUGUUGUAACACUUCUUUUGAGCAACCAUACUGAAUCGGCCAAUACCUGGGAAGAAAAAUUGGAAAAGUACUUACUAGAUUUGAAGAUUCCAGAAGGCUUGAGGAUAAGCUUCAACACGGAAAUUUCCUUGGAAAAAGAGCUGAACAAUAAUAAUGAUAUUUCAACCGUUGCUGUAUCUUAUCUUAUGAUGUUUUUGUAUGCCACAUGGGCUUUGCGGAGGAAGAAUGGAGAAACCAGGUUGCUUCUUGGAGUAUCUGGUCUGCUCAUUGUUUUGGCCUCUAUUAUCAGCGCAGCUGGAUUUUUAACACUUUUUGGCCUAAAGUCGACAUUGAUUAUUGCAGAAGUAAUACCAUUCCUAAUCCUGGCAAUCGGUAUAGAUAACAUUUUUUUGAUUACGCAUGAGUAUGAUAGAAACUGUGAGCAAAAGCCAGAGUAUUCGAUUGAUGAGAGAAUAGUUAGCGCUAUUGGAAGAAUUUCUCCUUCUAUAUUUAUGUCAUUAUUAUGUCAAACCGGUUGUUUCUUAAUAGCAGCUUUUGUGACAAUGCCAGCUGUCCAUAACUUUGCUGUAUACUCCACAGUUUCUGUUAUAUUUAACGGAGUAUUACAACUGACGGCGUAUAUAUCCAUCCUGUCACUCUACGAAAAGAGAUUUAACUAUGAGAGAGUUGCGGGAAAUGAAGAUACUGCUGAAUCAUCCCUGAAGAAGUUUUAUUUUGAGAUUCUAACGCAAAAGAAAUUGAUAAUUACUGUGUUUUCAGUUUGGUUUUUCAUAUCGCUGAUAUUCUUACCAGGAAUUGAAUUCGGACUAGACCAGACAUUGGCCGUUCCACAGGACUCUUACCUGGUUGACUACUUUAAGGAUGUUUAUCGCUUCCUAAAUGAGGGACCACCUGUAUUCAUGGUAGUGAAGAAUUUGGACUUGACUAAAAGACAAAACCAACAAAAAGUUUGUGGUAAAUUUACCACUUGUGAAAGGGACUCUUUAGCUAAUGUUUUGGAACAAGAAAGACACAGGUCAACAUUAACAGAGCCGCUGGCUAAUUGGCUGGAUGAUUAUUUAAUGUUUUUGAAUCCUCAAUUAGACCAAUGCUGUAGGUUGAAGAGGGGAACGGAUGAGGUUUGCCCUCCUUCUUUUCCCAGUGGGCGCUGUGAGACUUGUUUCCCGCAAGGCACCUGGAAUUAUAAUAUGUCAGGGUUUCCUGAAGGCAAAGAUUUUAUGGAAUAUUUAAGCAUAUGGAUUAAUGCGCCAAGUGACCCUUGCCCUCUUGGCGGGCGGGCGCCAUACUCAACGUCAUUGGUAUACAAUGAAACAGGCGUUUCUGCGUCAGUCUUCAGAACAGCACAUCGUCCUCUGAGGUCACAAAGAGACUUCAUUCAGGCAUAUAAUGACGGAGUUAGGAUAUCAGCUUCUUUCCCUGAAUUAGAUAUGUUUGCAUAUUCUCCAUUUUACAUUUUUUUUGUCCAGUAUCAAACUUUGCGCUCACUGACGUUGAAGCUGAUAGGUAGUGCUAUCGUUUUGAUCUUUUCCAUUUCUUCUGUUUUUUUGCAAAAUGUACGUAGUUCAUUCUUAUUAGCUUUGGUUGUCACUAUGAUUAUUGUAGAUAUUGGUGCUUUGAUGGUGCUGCUAGGUAUUUCACUCAAUGCCGUGAGUUUGGUCAAUCUAAUUAUUUGCGUCGGUUUAGCUGUGGAGUUUUGUGUCCAUAUUGUUAGAUCAUUCACAGUGGUAACCAGUGAAACUAAACGAGAUGGAAACUCGAGAGUUCUUUAUUCGUUGAAUACUGUAGGCGAGUCCGUUAUCAAAGGUAUAACUCUAACCAAAUUCAUUGGAGUUUGCGUUCUUGCAUUCGCCCAAUCGAAAAUAUUUGACAUAUUUUACUUCAGGAUGUGGUUUACUCUAAUUAUUGUUGCCGCAUUGCAUGCUCUUCUAUUUCUACCUGCUUUACUGUCCCUGUUUGGUGGCGAAAGCAUUAGAGACGAUUCUCUCGAAGUUGAAAAUUAG
Messenger RNA from Saccharomyces mikatae IFO 1815, 3513 nucleotides. It is a transcript of the gene NCR1, whose product is annotated as sphingolipid transporter. The record is from RefSeq and is a predicted model, not a curated record. Gene Ontology annotation, cellular component: membrane. NCBI's taxonomy places the organism in Eukaryota, Fungi, Ascomycota, Saccharomycetes, Saccharomycetales, Saccharomycetaceae. The transcript has a single exon. Bases 1 to 3513 code for a protein of 1170 amino acids.